Molecule: messenger RNA, 6015 nt
Organism: Knipowitschia caucasica
Lineage: Eukaryota; Metazoa; Chordata; Actinopteri; Gobiiformes; Gobiidae
Source: the annotation of a GenBank genome assembly
AUGAACGUGUUUGUAGGUCGUGAUGAAAGUGUCAAGUCGAAUCUCAGAGCACAUUCGCCACACGGAUGGAGAACAGGCGAGGCUUUCAGUUAUAGGAUGGAUCCUGAUGUUGGGGCUGAGUGUCAGAAAGCCGUCAGUCUCCAGUGGAAAAGCUACAAACUGGUCCAGGACCCAGCGACGCGCCGCGUCACACACAAGAUCUACCGCUACGAUGGCGUGCACUUCAGUGUCCCGGACUCAGGGUUUCCUCCAGUGGGAGACCUGCGUGACCCCAGACCUCGCAGACUCUGGUCUCGGAGUAAAGAGAUGUCUCUCCCAGUGCCCAAGUUUAAGUUGGAUGAGUUCUACGUGGGGCCCAUCCCGCUCAAAGAGGUGACAUUCGCCCACCUCAACGACAACAUCAAAGAGCCGUUUCUGGCUGAAAUGUGCGGUAAGUUUGGAGAAGUGGAGGAGAUGGAGAUCCUGUUCCAUCCCAAGACCAGGAAGCACCUGGGACUGGCACGAGUCCUGUUCACCAGCACCAGAGGAGCCAAAGACACCGUGAAGCAGCUACACAACACUUCAGUGAUGGGAAACCUUAUCCACGCCCAGCUGGACAUCAAGGGCCAGCAGAGGCAGAAGUACUACGACCUGAUCGUGAACGGCUCCUACACUCCUCAGACAGUUCCACUGGGAGGAAAGGCUCUGAGCGACACAAACAGAGGUCCCCCACCAGUCCAGACGCAGGUCCAGACCCAAGUCCAGAGCCAGGCCCAGACCCAGACCCAGGUCCAGGGUCCUGUCCCGACUCUGGCUGCUGCUGACACGUCCUCAGAAAUCCGUCGCCGCCUCUCCAGUGAGCUGGCCGUGUUAGCGGCUGGAGUCCAGGCUCUCACAGCAGGGUCUCUCACGACAGGGUCUCUCACAGCGGGCUCUCUCACGACAGGUUCUCACCCACCGGCUCCUCUUCCUCCGGCUCCUCUCCCUGUGGACUUCACGGAGCCUCGUGUGGACCAGGCCUUCACCCCAGGGUCCAGCUCCUCGUCUCAGGGGGGAUCAGGGACCCCUCUCAGCUCUCGCUCUGGGACGCCCUUUUCCCAGGACUCAGGAUACGCAGGGAACAGACUCGGCUUCAGCUCGGCCUCUCUGGGCAGUGGGUACCCUCCUCAGGACAUGCUGCCCUCCUCCUCCUCCUCCUCAGCCGUGUCGUCCUCUGUGGGAGGAUACAAACUCCCGCGAUACCCGGAGGAUCUCCAGGACCAGUCUGUGCACUACCGCGGGCGCCCCCUAUACCCGCCUGGCUACCCGCCCUACCCCGGCAUGCCCCCUCCCCCUCUGCACCAGUACGAGAUGGAGCGAGAGAGAGCCUAUGGGACAGGACCACUGCCCACGAGCACCAGGAGGAACUCUUACCACCAGCAGGACUCCAACUCGUCCAAAUACUCGUCCCAUCACUCCCACCAUCACAGAGAAGAGAGAGGCUACAGCCGCAGAGACAGCACAGGACAGAGGUCAAGUGAACACGGGAGACACCAUCGUAACCACCACCACUCCCACAAUCAUCACAGCAGCAGCCGGCGGAGGACCAGCCACGACCGGGACCGAGACCGGGACAGAGACCGGGACCGAGACAGAGACCGGGACGAGUUCUCCCACAAUGAUCCACGCCACAACUCCCGCCGCUCCUCCUCCAACAGCAUGUCGCCCCCUCCCUCUGCACUGCCUCCAGCUCCCCCACAGGUCACCACCGCAGACCCUCCACAGACUCCACCCGCACCUCCCCCUCCUCCCCCUCCUUUGCCCCCGGCCGCUGUCAUGGCUGCUGCCGUUGCUGAGUCGCUGGACUUCACUCAGGCCCUGGACAGUCCCAAAGAGCAGUGGACCAAACCCAAGCGCAGACCCAGCACUCCUCCCGUUCCCCCCAAAACCCCGCCUCCUCCGCCCUGCCAAACCCCGCCCCCUGUCACCACUGUCACCUCCUCUGCUGCCUCACCUGUCCCCACGCCACCUCCCCCUUCCACCCCCCCUCCUCGCUCCGCCUCCCCAGAGCCGGACUCCACCCACGAGAGCCUCCCCUUUGUGCACCACAUCAGCAGCCUGGACUCACGCAUUGAAAUGCUCCUCAAGGAACAGAAGGCUAAGUUCAGCUUCCUGGCAUCGGACGAGGAGGACGAGGACAAGAGGGGAGGCGAGGGAGAGGGGGGAGACAGGAGGAGGGGGGAGAGGGGAAAGAAGAGGGGGAAAGGGGGAGGAGAGGGUAGGAAGAGUCCCAGCACCAAACCCACCGAGACCACGACCAAUGCAGACGCAGGAGCCAAAGCAGAGGACGCACAGGCGUCUGUCUCCGCCUCCAGGGCUUCAGAGGACGACAGCUCUCAGGCCUCAGCUCUGGACCAUCAGCCUCGCGGGGCACAGACACCCCCUUACAAUGGCCAGAGCCAGCCCUCCCCCCGGUCGUCAGGGGAGGACAUGGAGAUCUCAGAUGAGGAGGACGCCCCCCCCACGCCUCACGCAGCUCCGCCCACCUCCCCCUCCCCCCCUCACCCCCCCUCAUCCCCCACGGCCCCAGACUCCACCUCCUCCUCACACUACGCCCCUCUGCCCUCGUACCCCCCCCACCUGCCUCCCCCGCCCGGCUACAGCCUGCAGCCUCUCCCCCACCUGGGGGAGUACCCGCCCCUACCUCCCCCCCUCUAUGCCUCGUCCGUGGAGCUGAUGAGUCAGUACAGCGGUGGGGCGCCCAUGUCCUUCCAAAUGCAGACGCACAUGCUUAGUCGGCUGCACCAGAUGAGGCUGGCUAAUGCUAACGCUAACACAGCGGGGCCUGGAGAGGGCGCCACAGCUGACUACAGCUCCUUCCACUUGAUGCCUCCUCCGUUCAUGGAGCAGGAGAGCAGCAGCACUCACUAUGACCAGGACCACAGGUACGACACUGACGGGUACCUCCCCCCACACAUGCCGUACCCAUACCACGCCGACCCCUCCCUCCCUCCCCCUCUGCCUCCCCCUUCCUGGCCCCCCUUGCCCCCACACUUCCCCUUCGUCCCUCCCCCGGGAUACAGCGUCCCGGCUUCCACUCCGGGGGAGGGGUCAGAGUUCACCGAGAGCAGAGAGGAGACGGAGCACCCCCAUGAGGCCACUGUGCAGCUGGUGCUGGCCUCGCUGAUCCAGGAGAUGAAAAACAUCAUGCAGAGAGACCUCAACCGCAAGAUGGUGGAGAACGUGGCCUUCAACACCUUCGACGAAUGGUGGGAGCGCAAGGAGACCAUGGCCAAGCCGUUCCAGACCAUGGUGCGUGGAGUGUCUGCUCUCCGCGAUGAGGAGAAGAAAGAGGAAAAGCUGAGUCGACCUAAAGAGCCGCUCCUGUCUCUGGUGGACUGGGCCAAGAGCGGGGGAGUGGAGGGUCUCAAUCUGCGGGGGGCACUGCGCCUGCCCUCAUUCAAGGUUAAGAGGAAAGAACCUCUGGAGCUGCAGGAGGGAGACCUGAAGAGACCACGGCCUCAGACACCUCCAGAGGACACAGCUGAGAGGAGGCGAGCGGAGGAACGACAUGCCGCAGAGAGAGACAACAAACGCAGGAAAAAGAAGCCCAGGAGCCGCAAACCGUGGGAGCUGGACAGUGAGGGAGAGGAGACGUCUGGCUCCGAGGAGGACAAGGACGAGGAGAGCGGGAAGGACUCCGAUGAUGAAGUCCUCAGUGCAGACAGUGAUGAUGAGAGCCUGUCAUCCUCCUCUGGCUCCUCGUCUGGCUCCUCCUCCGAAGACAGCGAGGAAGAGGAAGGAGAGAGGCUCGACACCGACCCUGACACCAUGGACGAAUCUACCAUGGACAGCACCAUAGACGGGACUAAAAUGGCUGCAGCAGAUUCUAAUGUGGACGUUCGAACAGAAUCCAGACCCAUCAAACUGGACUUGCUCUCAGCCCCUGAACCAGUCUCCAAGCGGCCACACUCCCCUCUCCUCCCCCGCCCCUCCUCCCCCGUCAUACUGGUGCCGCCGCUCAAGAAACGCCGGAAGAACGUCUCCUUCUCCACAGACGAGUUGGAUGCCAGACCCGCACUCCCGUCCGUCCCUGCGCCUCCCUCUGAGCCCGGCCUCCCCACCUCUGCUCCUUCACCGUCUCCUGGGAAACACGCCGUCCAGCUGCUUCCGUUUGCCUCCAAACCGGGAGCCGGCGCCGCACUCAUCCUGCCGCCGCACACCGAGGACCUCAAGAAGACCGUCCCCUCGUCGCCACCGCCCGCCAAGUCCCCGAGCAAACGCAAAGACUCUCCCAAAGCCGUGGUGGUGGUGUGCCGCACCGUGCAGAACCUGCCGCUGGACCACGCCUCCAUGUGCAGAGUUGCAUAUGAGGAGGUGCCUCAGACCAAACGCAGGAGCAAACAGCGGGUGCCAAGUCUGGAGGACGACACCGAGAGCCGUCUGCGCGGAGCCUCCGGUCUUCUGCAGCUUGCCGCCACCACAGACCUAUCUGUGCUGGCGGACGUGGCUUUGAAGAUGGAUCCGGGGAGUUCAGAGGAGACGGAGACGUCAGAUGAAGCAGAGGAGCAGAAACUGGAGGAGCCGUACCUCCCGGAGGCGCUGGUCAUGUGUCCUGAAGGCCUCAUGGUAUUCAUUGAGCAUAGCUACUGCAGACCGCCACACACUGCACCACUCCUGCGCCGCACCAAGCAGGAGGCGUUGCUGCUUCCAGACCUCAACGCCAUCUCAGGAGUGUUGGAGGCUCCAGAGGAGGUAAUCGAGGAGGCGCACAGGGAGGCGCACAGAGAGGUGAAGGUGGACACGGCAGGGCAGUCAAAGAAGAAGGGAGGAGCCAAGAGCCGAGUGGAGCGCGAGAAAGAGCGGAACCGUAAGAGACGGCGUGACAAGGAGAACGUGGAGCACAGCAAGAAGCGAAAAGAGACACCGAGCAAGAAGCAGCGCAAGAAGAAGCAGGAGGACUCGGAACCUGAGGAGGAGGUGGACGUAGAGGAACUGGAGUCUGGAGAGCUGAGUAGUUCCUCUGACUCUGAGGCCUCCCUCCGCAGAGGAGCGGGGAGAGGGGCGGAAGAGGUGAGGAAGAGCGAGAGGCUCUUCCUUCAGGAGGUGUUCCGCCCUGGAGAGCUGCCCUCCCCCCGUGCCGCCCCCCCUACCCCAGCCAUCAAAUUCGAAAACCGCAGCGAGUUCGAGCAGAUGACCAUCCUCUACGACAUCUGGAACUCUGGUCUGGACGGGGAAGACCUGGGACUGCUGAGGCAGACCUACGAGAAGCUGCUCCAGGGCGACCACGGCGCCGACUGGCUCAAUGACACUCACUGGGUUGGACACACAGUGACCAACCUGCCAACUCCGCGGAGGAAGAAGAAGUCCCCGACCAGCGCGCUGAGGGAGCAUAUGACCGGCUGCGCCCGCAGUGAGGGAUACUACGCCAUCAGCCGCACAGAGAAGGACGUGUACCUGGACCUGGACCUGCCAGAACAGGUCCUCAGGGAGGGGGAGAACCUGGACUCUAUGGGAACCAACCGGCUUCUGUCGGAGCGGCGGUCGGAGCAGCGCCGCUUGCUGACGGUGAUCGGGACGUCAGCCACGAUGGACUCAGACCUCCUCAAACUGAACCAGCUCAAGUUCAGGAAGAAGAAGCUUCGAUUCGGACGCUCGCGGAUCCACGAGUGGGGCCUGUUUGCCAUGGAGCCCAUCGCCGCCGACGAGAUGGUCAUCGAGUACGUGGGCCAGAAUAUCCGGCAGAUGGUGGCAGACAACAGAGAGAAGCGUUACGCACAGCAGGGCAUUGGCAGCAGUUACUUGUUCAGAGUCGAUCACGACACAAUCAUCGACGCAACGAAGUGUGGAAACUUGGCACGAUUCAUCAACCACUGCUGCUCUCCCAACUGUUACGCUAAAGUCAUCACCAUAGAGUCCCAGAAGAAGAUAGUGAUUUACUCCAAACAAUCGAUUGGCGUCAACGAAGAAAUCACCUACGAUUAUAAGUUUCCUCUGGAGGAGAACAAGAUCCCCUGUCUGUGCGGCGCCGAUGGCUGCCGCGGCACGCUCAAUUAG